This is a messenger RNA of Acaulospora colombiana, 787 nucleotides long. NCBI's taxonomy places the organism in Eukaryota, Fungi, Glomeromycota, Glomeromycetes, Diversisporales, Acaulosporaceae. The record is from the annotation of a GenBank genome assembly.
CAUCGAAUUGGGCUAUACGGACGAAGUUGUUCAGAAAACCAUCGUAGUCGGCGACGGAGAAAAUCUGGAUCUCCCAUAUGUCAAGAUCAGCCCAGCAGCCACGAUUCCCUCUUUAGUGACCCCAGAGGGGAAGCUCUACGAUUCGACCUUGACAGUCGUCAAAUAUUUGCUCGAUAAUGCUCCUCAAAAGGAUAAAGUCAAAUAUAGCUCGGAUACAAAGCUCUUGGAGAUUGUUCACGAAGAUAGUAUUGACCCCAACACAUUCUUCCUCGCAGCAAGGAGCGAGGAGGAGCUAGCCGCCAAACGAAAGGCAUUUCCGAUGCACUUUGUUUCCUCCCAAACGCUCGCUUCUGCAGGUCAAAAGGUCCUGGAACGUGUGAAGCCAAUCGCCCCUCCUGAACUCAAGGACUUCUACGAUCAGAAAUAUAAGGGAAAUAGCGGUCUACUUGCAAUCUACACAGAAGGCGCAUCCAGCGAGGUCACGGCUCCUUGGUUCAAGAUGUCGCAAGCCAACUGGGACGCUAUUGGUAACUUUAUCACUCAAGUCCUUCCAACUUACUUGCCGGAACAAGGACUACUCGGAGGUGAUACCCCAAAUGAAACUGAUUACCACGUAGGCGCAUAUCUUGCUCGCAUUGCGGAUGUCCUGGGAGCCAAGAGCGAGAAAGGCGCUGCGUCUAUCUUCAAAGUUUUCACCGGCGAGGUGCCCGCCAGUGUUUUGCAAUACUGGGAUACUUGGGUUGUUCGUCCAUCAUGGGAGACUGUCUACAAGCAUGGCCUGCAUUAA